AUGUUGCGACCCGUCUCCUCCCUCUCCAAGAGGUUGGAUCCGAGGCAGGCCGUUUCAAAGGCCCGGUAUACAUGGUCAGGUCAGGACCCCACAGCCUCUCGAAAACGUCUUCUCCUCUUCGACAUUGCGAGCAACCAAUCGCCCUUCUCUAUCCACAGAGUCCACUCAUCCAAUUCCUUCCUGCGCAACCAGUACUCCUUCUCUCCCAACACGAUCCGUUCGCGGCUGGCGUUGCAUUAUAAAGGACUUCCGUACACGGAGUCCUGGAUUUCGUACCCGGACAUCGAACCGCUCUGGCAGGAACUGAAGAUUCCGCCGUUAAAAGAUGUCUCGGCGUCACCAAGUUGUACAUUACCCAUCCUUCUUCUCUACGCUGAAGACUUUCGUCACGAUGCCUUGAAUCAGUUACAUGACGCAAGGGUCGCCGGGGUCCACGCAACAGUUCAGACGAGCUACGGCAUAUUCACCCCCGUAGUCUCGACGCUAGGCAUCGCCAUGGCCCUGGAGGUCCUCUUCCGAGACCCCGAAAGAUAUCCUCCCUUAUUCCCCGAUCGGCAAUCCCUGGAACAAACGCAUCAGGUCCAAUCCAUCAUCACCCGUCUACUGCCCGCCACGCGCAGACUAAUCAUCCCUUCCGUGCCCGACAUCCUCGACGACAGAGGAAGAGAGUACUUUAUCCGCACACGCAGGGAAUGGUUCAACGUCUCUUCCCUCGACGCGCUCCGCCCCAAGACCCAAGAAGAGACGGACCGUCUGUGGGCAGACAUUGAAACGCAACUCCAACCCAUCUUGCGAACAUUACACGACUGUCCACUCGUGAGGGGUCCCGAGCUGAAAGACGCACUGGACUGGGAGGAUGUGGGGAGUCAGAACCACGACCACCACUUUUUCGGUGGUGGACGUGUGCGCUACCUCUCUGGCGGCACCUGUCCAACCUACGCGGACUUCAUCCUCAUGGCGUUCCUGGCGUGGAUGGCCCGCGUCGACAUGGACGCGUGGGCGCGAUUGACGCAGCAGGUCGGCGGGGGCGUCCUCGAGGAUCUGUGGAUGGGCUGUCUGCCCUAUCUUCGGAGCGCCAGCUACGUUGGGACUCUGGAGUGGUUCAGGCCCCCGGGGAGGCCUGGCACGGUCGGUUCAGAAGUUUGA
Cladophialophora bantiana CBS 173.52 is the source of this 1146-nucleotide messenger RNA. RefSeq lists its product as uncharacterized. The transcript has a single exon. Lineage: Eukaryota; Fungi; Ascomycota; Eurotiomycetes; Chaetothyriales; Herpotrichiellaceae. The record is from RefSeq and is a predicted model, not a curated record. Bases 1 to 1146 code for a protein of 381 amino acids.